Messenger RNA from Paramecium sonneborni, 408 nucleotides. The record is from the annotation of a GenBank genome assembly. NCBI's taxonomy places the organism in Eukaryota, Ciliophora, Oligohymenophorea, Peniculida, Parameciidae.
AUGGGAUCUAAAAAGAAAAAAGAAAAAGUUAGAUUAUGGCAAUAUGAAUAUGAUUCAUCCUUUAGAAUUCAUUUCUUUAUUAUGCAAUCUGGAAAAAAUAGAUCAAUGCGAUUUCAUUUUAAUACUAAAAUAUUUAGGGAUUCAUUGUUAAAAUUGUUGUUACUUUACCUGUCUUUGCAAAUAAAAUCUAAAUAAAUUUAUUUUAAGUAGUAACAAAUUCAAUAUAAACAUUAUUUUGAAUUAGGUGCAACAUUACUUUUAAAAAAUGAUAAAAUUCAAAAUGAAGAUGAAUUUAAAUAAUUUGAAUAACUUUCAAUAAAAUUUGUAACUUUCUUAUAAAAAUAUAGAGAAAACUCUGUUUAUCUAUUAAGAUUAUUUAAUAUGUUGCUUACACAUUUAAAAAAAUGA